Messenger RNA from Oreochromis aureus, 939 nucleotides. Its product is annotated as tripartite motif-containing protein 29-like. The transcript has 2 exons. The record is from RefSeq and is a predicted model, not a curated record. The coding region runs from base 151 to 939 and encodes 262 amino acids. NCBI's taxonomy places the organism in Eukaryota, Metazoa, Chordata, Actinopteri, Cichliformes, Cichlidae. Gene Ontology annotation, molecular function: zinc ion binding.
CAGGAACUGCCAACUCAGGGAGUGCAGACAUGUCUGCUGUGAUCUGAAGAUCAGUUUCUGUGCUGCAUCUGUCUGGAUGUGUUCACUGAUCCAGUCAGCACACCAUGUGGACACAACUUCUGCAAAAACUGCAUCACUCAGCACUGGGACAUGAAUGUCAUGUGUCAGGCUUCCAUGUGUAAAGAGACUUUCUACACUAGACCUUAUCUGAGGGUCAACACAUUGCUCUCUGAGGUGGUCGCUCAAUUCAGACGUGAAGCUCAGCAGAAAGCCAGCAGCAGCAGCUCAGAGCAACAAGCUGUCAAACCAGAAGAAGUUCCCUGUGACAUCUGCACUGGAACCAGACUGAAGGCACUGAAGUCCUGCCUGGUGUGUCAGGAGUCCUACUGUCAGACUCACCUGGAGCCUCAUUUGACAAAGAAAGACCUGAAAAGACAUCAGCUGAUUGAUGCUGUGGAGAACCUGGAAGGCAGGAUGUGUAAGAAGCACGAUAAACUUCUGGAGCUGUUCUGUAAGACUGACCAGACAUGUGUCUGCGUGCUCUGCUCUGUUUCAGACCACAAGAACCAUGAGUUUGUUCCUCUGAGAGAAGAAUAUGAAGGAAAGAAGGCAGAGCUGGAGAAGAAAGAGGUUGAAAUUCAGCAGAUGAUCCAGAAGAGACGACUGAAGAUUCAGCAGGUCAAAGAGUCAGUGAAGAUGAGUAAAUGUGCUGCAGACAGACAGAAAGCAGAAGGUGUUCAGGUCUUCACUGCUCUGAAAGAGUCUGUUGAUAGAGGCCUGAAGGAGCUCAUAAAGGAGAUCGAUGACAAACAGGAAACUACAGAGAAACAGGCUGAAGGUCUCAUCAAAGAUCUGGAACAGGAAAUCUCUGAGCUGAUGAAGAGAAGAUCUGAGGUGGAGCAGCUCUCACACUCUGAAGACCACCUGAGGCUGAGCUGA